Messenger RNA from Oreochromis niloticus (Nile tilapia), 2619 nucleotides. RefSeq names its product B-cadherin. Gene Ontology annotation, cellular component: adherens junction; plasma membrane; cytoplasm. Gene Ontology annotation, biological process: multicellular organism development; calcium-dependent cell-cell adhesion; cell morphogenesis. NCBI's taxonomy places the organism in Eukaryota, Metazoa, Chordata, Actinopteri, Cichliformes, Cichlidae. The record is from RefSeq and is a predicted model, not a curated record. Gene Ontology annotation, molecular function: beta-catenin binding; cadherin binding; calcium ion binding. The coding region runs from base 112 to 2619 and encodes 835 amino acids. The transcript has 18 exons.
AGAUCAUUGCUAAUAAUACUGUCUAUAUAGGUCUAUAUUUCGAAUUCUUCUCAUUAUCAUUGGUUUCAAUCAUAUAUGUGCAGGGAAUAUUAAACAAGAGGAUUUACACAGAUGGGGACCGCUUGGCUCGCAGUUUUUGGCACUUUAGUCAUCACUUCUGAGAUCUCAGCACUAGAGAGAGCUAACAGGACAACAUGUGUGCCUGGAUUUGAAUCAAAGCUGCUGAUUUUCAGAGUGUCCAGGGAACAUCUGAGGCCGGGCAUGAGGCUGGGCAGAGUGGACUUCACUGACUGCACAGACCACACAAUAUUUCUUUUCAGCACUGACGACAGUCGCUUUGGUGUAAAGGCAGAUGGUGUGUUAGUGGUAAACAAAGAAGUUGUUCUUCAUAAAGGACUUGAGAACUUCUUCAUCCACUCCUGGGAUUCUCAUGGUCAGAGAAUAACAGUUCCAGUCAGUGUAGUUCAUUCUGAGCAUCACCAUGGACACAAUAAUGGCCAUGAAUGUGGAAAGCACCACCAUGAAGACCACACAAACAUUCAACAUCGCAGUACAAACGUGGACUCUGCUAACCACACAGAGAGUGCCACUUAUCAACAAGUGCCUGUUCUUCAAUUCCCCAAGUCUGGUAGAGGACUGAGGAGAAGGAAGAGAGCAGGCUGGGUUAUUCCUCCACUCAAUGUUCCUGAGAAUCAGAGAGGAAUCUAUCCUCUAAAAGUAGCUCAGAUCCGCUCUAAUGAAGAUAAAACAUGGAGGGUCUUUUACAGCCUCACUGGUCCAGGAGCUGAUCUGCCUCCUGCUGGUCGUUUCAUUAUGGACAAACAGACUGGCAAUUUGUAUGUAACACAACCACUCGACAGAGAGGAAACAGCCAUGUAUACAUUUGAAGCACAUGCUGUGGCAGAAGGAGCAGGACAAGAUAUGGAUCCUAUGGAGAUUAUAGUCAAUGUGAUAGACCAGAAUGACAACAAACCUUACUUUACGACAGAGUACAAAGCAGAUGUUGCUGAGGCCACAGCCAUUGGGACUGAGGUGGUUAGGGUUGAGGCCAAAGAUGAUGAUGAGCCAGAUAAUCUCAACUCAGAUCUCCGCUAUCGUAUUCUAAAUCAGGACCCACCGCUGCCCACGGACCACAUGUUUGAAAUCAACCCAAUUACUGGAACCAUCAGAGUCACUGGUAAAGGACUAGACAGAGAGAAAUAUCCACAGUACACUCUGACAGUACAAGCAGCAGAUAUGGCGGGAGAAGGGCGUACUGGACAAACAAAAGUCAUCCUCACAGUGACAGACAGCAAUGACAACGCUCCAGUCUUCACUCAGAAAUCUUACAGUUCAACAGUUGAUGAAAACAAAAAGAAUGUUGUGGUGGUAAAGAUGAUAGCAACAGAUGAGGAUGAACCACAAACUCCAGCCUGGAACACCAAGUUCAAGAUCGUCAGUGGUGAUUCUGAUGGACUUUUCACAUUAAAAACAGGAACUAACAAACAGGAAGGGAUCCUUUCUACUGCAAAGGAGCUGGACUUUGAGAGGGUCAGCAAGCACACUCUGUUGGUUUCAGUGGAGAAUGAGAUUCCUUUUGCUUGUGGUGUUUCUGUGGUCACUUCUACCGCCACAGUGGUGGUGAAUGUGAAGGAUGUGAAUGAAGCUGCAGUCUUUGAUCCAAAGGAGAAGCUUGUGGUAAAACCAGAGGACCUUGCUGUGGAUGAAGUCAUUGUGCAGUACAGCGCUUCAGACCCAGACACUGCACGCAAGCAGAAAGUUGUGUACAAAAUAAUGAAUGACCCUGCAGGCUGGCUGAAUGUGGACAAGGACACAGGCCUUAUUAAAGUGAGACGACUCAUGGACAGAGAGGCUCCCUUUAUCACGAACAACAGAUACAUCGCAACCAUCGGUGCAUAUGAUGAUGAUGCAGUCCCAGCUACAGGAACUGGAACACUGAUCAUUCAGCUGGAAGAUGUCAAUGACAACGUUCCCGUUAUUAAGCAGCAUGAAAUCAAGAUGUGCAACAAGGAUCCAGCUCCUCAGCUGCUGUCAGUAACAGAUAAAGAUGGACCAGAAUUUGGACCUCCGUACUCGGUGUCUUUACAGGACAUGUCAAAGACACACUGGACCGCUAGGAUGAAUGACUCCAGAACAGGCAUCAUCUUGAAUUUAGCCACUGAGCUGCACAGUGGAUAUUACAGUGUUAUCCUGAGAGUGGCAGACAAACAUGGCCUGGAGCAGGACAGCAUCAUCAAAGCUGAAGUGUGCGACUGCAGGGGAGAGGAUGUGAUGUGUACUCAGCGUGUGCCCAUUAUUCGGGGAAUACUUGGAGGCAUUCUACUGCUUGUGCUGGUCCUGAUUGUGCUGUUUGUAAGUCUGAGGAAAGGGGAGCAGAAGGAGCCAACAUCUAAAGACAACAUCUUCUACUAUAACAGAGACCAAAGUAGAGAGGAUGAUCAGGACUAUGAUCUGAGUGUUCUCCACCAUGGUCUGGACAACCGACCUGAGGUUGUGGGACUCUCGAGGCAGCUAACAGGUACUGACAGGCAGAGUUGGCAAAAGUACAGAGAUUCUAACCUGAAGGCAGCAGACAAUGACUGCAGUGGAGAACGAGAAUACCAGUGCCUCAGUGAGUGA